GUCUUCCUUGUAAGGUUUCCCAACCAAAACCCUGAGCAUGCAAUCGGAUCCGAAGGACGUCGAUCGAUCGAGUACUUCAAGAUUUCUCUUUAUACCCAUGGAGCUGCUUAGUUAAUUUUUUCGUUGUUUUUGUUUCCUGCGAUCGGUUUAAACUAAAAAACUGGGGUGUAAUACUGUUUGUAGCGCCCUGCAUAAACAAAGCUAGCUACUACGUAUACGCCAAAGAUGUUCUCGAGAUCAAAGAAAUGCGUCCAUUCUGAUCUUUCUCUUCCUUGGAAGCUCGUUCUCUCUCUUCUCUUGGUCUCGACAAGUCUUGUCGUUUGGGCAACUGGGGACGAGGAAAAGAAAUUGUACAUAGCGUUUUUGGGAGAUCAUCCACUAGUUAAUUCAAACUCUCUAGAUCAAGCACAUAUUCAUCUCCUCUCAUCUGUGAAAGAAAGCUAUGAUGAUGCGAAGGAGUCCAUCGUCUACAGCUAUACGAAGAGCCUGAAUGCAUUUGCAGCAAAGUUAUCUGAAGAUGAAGCUAAGAAGUUAUCGGGAAUGGACGAGGUGCUGUCCGUGAUACCGAAUCAGUAUUAUAAGCUACACACCACGAAAUCCUGGGACUUUGUUGGCUUACCUGUAACCGCAAGAAGAAAAUUGAGAACGGAGAGCGAUGUGAUUGUGGGUCUAUUUGAUACAGGGAUUUCUCCAGAUUCUGAAAGCUUUAAGGAUGACGGGUUUGGUCCUCCACCCGCUAAGUGGAAAGGAACUUGUGGCCCAUUUGCUAAUUUCUCAGGAUGCAACAACAAGAUCAUAGGCGCCAGGUACUUCAAGCUCGAUGGCAUUCCCGAUGCCUCCGACAUAUUAUCUCCGGUUGACGUGGAUGGACACGGGACGCACACAUCGUCAACAUUAGCCGGCAACCUAGUCCCAAAUGCAAGCCUCUUCGGGCUUGCCAGAGGAACCGCACGUGGUGCGGUGCCGUCGGCGAGGGUGGCCAUGUACAAGGUGUGUUGGGCGUCCACUGGUUGCGCCGGUGCAGAUAUACUUGCUGCAUAUGAUGCUGCUAUACAUGAUGGUGUGGACAUUAUAUCGAUUUCCAUCGGCGGCGCAGGGAAUCAAGAUUACACCAUCGACUCUGUACCAAUCGGUGCAUUUCAUGCAAUGCAGAAGGGAAUUAUCACCGUGGCCUCCGCUGGAAAUAAUGGACCAAGUCUGACUAGUGUGGGGAAUCACGCUCCUUGGAUUCUAACCGUGGCAGCUAGCGGCAUUGAUAGGGAGUUUAGAAGCAAAGUUCAUUUCGGAAAUGGAAGGAACAUCUCGGGGAUUGGCGUGAGCACAUUCAAUCCAAAGCAGGAAUUAUACCCUCUUAUUAGUGGGGCUGAUGCGGCACUUAACUCUACAACUGUGGAGAAUGCAAGGUUCUGUAUCCAAGACUCAUUGGACCCUGUCAAGGUGAAGGGAAGGAUUGUUCACUGCAAAUCAUUAGCGUGGGGUAGUGAUUCUGUUGUCAGAGAAAUUGGUGGGGCUGGCACUAUAGUUGAAAGUGAUCGAUUACCUGAUGCUGCCCUAAUUUUCAUGGCACCGGCAACUGUGGUUAAUGGCACUGUAGGCGCGAUCAUCGAUGAUUACAUACAUUCCACAAGAUCACCAGCAGCAGUGAUUUACAAGACCCGUGAAAGAAAAAAAGAGCCUGCUCCAUUUGUAGCUUCAUUUUCAUCUCGGGGUCCAAGUCCGGGAUCAAACCGCCUCCUCAAGCCUGAUAUUUCAGCACCCGGUAUUGACAUUUUGGCAGCAUACACCCCCAUGAAAUCGCUCACCGGCUUGAAAGGAGACACCCAAUAUUCUAAAUUUACCUUAAUGUCUGGUACUUCCAUGGCAUGUCCUCACGUUGCCGGGGUAGCAGCGUAUGUAAAGUCAUUCCACCCAAACUGGAGUCCAGCUGCAAUCAAAUCCGCCAUCUUGACCACAGCAAAACCCAUGAGCCGGAGAGUUGAUUACAACAAAGAUCAAGAAUUUGCCUUUGGUUCCGGUCAAGUGAACCCAACUCGGGCAGUGAGCCCCGGCUUAGUUUUUGACAUGGAUGAAAUGCCUUACAUCCAAUUCUUAUGCCACGAGGGGUAUAAUGCAUCCUCUUUAGCAGUCCUAGUUGGUUCCAAACAUGUCAACUGCUCCACGUUGCUUCCCGGACUUGGCUAUGAUGAUCUCAACUAUCCCACCAUGCAGCUUAGCCUGAAAAACAACCGAGAGCCGAUAACAGGCGUUUUCCGGCGAAGAGUGACCAACGUCGGUCCUGCUCUGUCCAUCUAUAACGCCACCAUUAAAGCUCCCACAGGAGUUGAAAUCACUGUUAGGCCCACGACUCUCUACUUCUCUCGCGUCUUGCAGAAGCGGAGCUUCACGGUUGUGGUGAAGGCAAAGCCAAUGCCGAGUGGGCAAAUGGUCCCGGGUUCACUUGUUUGGAAAAGCUCCCGUCACGUUGUAAGGAGCCCUAUUGUCAUUUAUAGUCCGAUUGAUGACUAAAUGAAAAGAUGAAAGAUGCACGUAUAAAGUAGAAAUUAUAAGUGUUUUAUUUGCUGAAUUAGAUUUUGAAAAUUUAAUUUUAUUAAUGCAACCGUACGAUUCAGAUAAAGAGAUGGCAGGUAUGUAUGAUAUAUAGUACUUACUUUUCGAA
Molecule: messenger RNA, 2656 nt
Organism: Carya illinoinensis
Lineage: Eukaryota; Viridiplantae; Streptophyta; Magnoliopsida; Fagales; Juglandaceae
Product: subtilisin-like protease SBT4.14
Exons: 11
Coding region: 226-2505 (759 amino acids)
Biological process (GO): proteolysis
Molecular function (GO): serine-type endopeptidase activity
Source: RefSeq, a predicted model, not a curated record